AUGUGUAUCCGCACGACAAUCUGUUUGGCAAUCAUCGUGGCCGUGGUCGCGUGUACUGUUAAUUGCGAGGAAGUGCAAUCGUCAGUCAUCAAAGAGGGAAUAAAUUUAAACGCAACACAAUACAAUGCAACAAUAAACGAUGACAAAAAUUUUUGGGAGUGGAUAUUGGCCGGGAUAUUGUCCCCUAGUGAUUCCACGACUGAAAAUCCGAAACCAGAAACUCCUAAAGAGUGUUUACCUUGUAAAUGCGGUUUGACGAACGUACAGAGACGUAUCGUCGGUGGUGUCGAGACUCAAGUUAAUCAAUAUCCAUGGAUGGUUUUAUUAAUGUACAGAGGACGAUUCUAUUGCGGUGGAUCUGUUAUAAGCUCUUUUUACGUAGUAACUGCCGCCCAUUGUGUCGACAGGUUCGAUCCCAACCUCAUAUCGGUGCGGAUAUUGGAACACGAUCGAAAUUCCACUACAGAGGCAAAGACGCAAGAAUUUCGUGUCGAUAAAGUGAUUAAGCAUAGCGGUUAUUCGACGUAUAAUUAUAACAAUGACAUCGCGCUCAUCAAACUGAAGGACGCCAUUCGAUUCGAGGGAAAGACGAGACCUGUUUGUCUUCCAGAACGAGCGAAAACUUUUGCCGGAUUGAAUGGAACGGUGACAGGUUGGGGAGCGACAGCAGAGUCUGGCGCCAUAUCACAAACUCUACAGGAAGUCACGGUUCCGAUUCUCUCGAACGCCGAUUGUCGCGCCACUAAAUAUCCAUCGCAAAGGAUUACAGACAACAUGCUGUGCGCCGGUUACCAAGAGGGAAGCAAGGAUUCGUGUCAGGGAGACAGUGGUGGUCCCCUGCAUGUCGUCAACAUGGAUACGUAUCAAAUAGUCGGAAUUGUAUCUUGGGGCGAAGGAUGCGCAAGGCCUGGCUAUCCCGGUGUUUACACCAGGGUGAAUCGUUACCUCUCGUGGAUAAGUCGCAACACCGAGGACUCUUGUUACUGUUGA
Molecule: messenger RNA, 990 nt
Organism: Apis laboriosa (Himalayan honeybee)
Lineage: Eukaryota; Metazoa; Arthropoda; Insecta; Hymenoptera; Apidae
Product: trypsin-1-like
Exons: 7
Coding region: 1-990 (329 amino acids)
Biological process (GO): proteolysis
Molecular function (GO): serine-type endopeptidase activity
Source: RefSeq, a predicted model, not a curated record